Molecule: messenger RNA, 693 nt
Organism: Funneliformis geosporum
Lineage: Eukaryota; Fungi; Glomeromycota; Glomeromycetes; Glomerales; Glomeraceae
Source: the annotation of a GenBank genome assembly
AAACCCGGAACAAAUAUUGCAUUUCAGAAAUGGUUACAGAUCAGAACCCAUGGAACGGAGAUGGAAGAAAUUUUGAUAAUGAUUCGACAUUCUAUAAUGAGAAAUCUCUUUUCAUUCCUUUUAUGUACAUCUUUGAGACUCACGAUCAUCUACAAAGGAGCUAGAAAUAUUCGGACAAAUUUGAUUUCAAGUUCAUCUUUAACAUUAGCACAAUUAGCCAAUGUUCUGAAACUUAGCCGACGAAGUUCUAAAGAUUCAUCGGACAAGUAUGAAGAAUAUGAAGGAAGCCUAGGUGGCGAUGAGUCCAAUUACGAGAAAGAAAUUGAUAAAUUUAUCGUGGAUUAUGAAAUAGAAUUCCGAAAUGACUUUGUAGUUCAAAUUUUGUCAGAAGGUGAAUUAAUUAUUUAUGUUUGGAUACCAUUAUUGAGGAAUGCGUUUCUCGUAAAGAAUGAAAUCCUAGCUCAGGAGGUUGUGUCAACGGUAUUUGUAUCAAAACUCUUUGAAUGUACUUACAAUGGACUUAAAAGAAGUGGAACUGUAGAAGGGUUUAAAACAAGUAGUAGCUGUAAAGAUGUAAGGAAUACAAUUACAUCAAUGUCAUUAAUUAAUUUAAAAGGGACUUUACAUAAUAUUCAAAGUGUUGAAAUGGGUCAUGGGGCUUUCGUUUCUUAUACAGUAACUAUUACAUGUUAG